Scatophagus argus is the source of this 3137-nucleotide messenger RNA. It is a transcript of the gene tspan4a, whose product is annotated as tetraspanin 4a. The transcript has 7 exons. The record is from RefSeq and is a predicted model, not a curated record. Gene Ontology annotation, cellular component: membrane. Lineage: Eukaryota; Metazoa; Chordata; Actinopteri; Scatophagidae. Bases 757 to 1731 code for a protein of 324 amino acids.
AUGUCAGCAAAAGCACAUCGACAACCACAAUCACAUGCUGAACACUCGGCCACGACUUAGUAGCCAGCGUAGCAUUUCAUUCUCAGUGGAUGUGUGAUCUGUUACUGAGGUAAAAGAAGUUGAUUGGCUGAAGCAGGGGUGCCAUUACCUCCCAGCCGAGAGCACCUGCUCGGGAAUUUCUCAUGAGACCAGGUAGGAGGUUUCUGGAUCAUUUUGCCAGCGCGAAGCAGCUGGAGCGGUCGAGUCGAAGCCCUCCAGUCGUUUCCCUGAUUGAACUGUUACAAGAUGAAACUGCAAACCAGCUUAUCUCUCAGAGCAUGACACCUGUGUUUGAGUGAUUACACAGAGGAGAACAGGGGUGUGCAGAUGUGUGUGUGUGUGUGUUGAGAUUAUGUCCUAAAUACACAGAAUUACACAGGUGUUGCAGCAGGAUUAUGCAAAGUCUCCUGCUGAAUGUAGUGGCUCUAUAGGAUUAAAGAGAGGAACUUAAGUCAAGUGAAUGGCAGCACAUUAUCUUCCACAGAUUAACUCAGAUCAAGAGUGAUCGCACGUGGGGCAUAAUUAAAUCAGCCUUUCCAGGGUUUGAUAGAGGUCAUAAUUAUUUUGAGCUUAACUGGGGUACGUUGAAACAUUGCUGAAAUCCGUUUCUCAGCCCUCGGUGGAAUAACUUCUGGUCCUCCACUGUGGACUUUGCUCAGACCCGAAGUGCACAGACUUGAAUAUUAAAGGUGCUCAAAAGCUCAUUCGGCUUCCAUAAUGAGACGCUCGAGCACAGAUGAGACUCCAUACCGGCGCAGUCCAUCUCUGGACAGCAAGCCUGACACGCCGCCGUUCACUUCUGGGUUUCACCGCUUCAGUGGGGAGUUUGAGUAUAAGCGGCCACCGUUUGCGUUUGGCUUCCACACGACAAAGGGGCCGCAGACGUCCAAGGGGCGCUACGCCCAGGGGAAGAAGUAUGUGGUGUUUUACCUGGACCUCUCCUUCAUAUUCCUCCUAGAACUGCGGCGCUGCAGGAUGGCCGAAGGUUGCAUGAUGGCCCUGCGAUAUGGAAUGGUCUUCUUCAACCUCCUUUUCUGGUUGGGAGGAUGUGGCAUACUCGGGGUGGGGGUCUGGCUCUCAGUGACCCAGGGAAACUUUGCCACCCUGUCAUCGUCCCUUCCCUCCCUGUCUGCAGCCAACCUGCUCAUCGCGGUGGGGACCAUCAUCAUGGUGAUUGGCUGCCUGGGUUGUGUUGGAGCUGUCAAAGAGAGCCGUCCUCUGCUGCUGACGUUCUUCAUCCUCCUCCUGCUCAUCUUCUUCCUGGAAAUUCUGUCCAUCAUGCUUUUCUUCAUCUACCAAGACGAGAUCGAUCACUACGCCCAGAGGGAUCUGAAGAAGGGCCUGCAGCUCUUCGGCACAGAAGGCAACGUGGGUUUAACCAACGCCUGGAUGAUUGUACAAACUGAUUUUCGCUGCUGUGGAGUAACCAACCACACGGACUGGUUUGAAGUUUAUAAUGCCACCCGUGUGCCAGACUCCUGCUGCCUGGAGUACAGCGACAACUGUGGCCUGGACAACCCGGGAACAUGGUGGACAGCGCCGUGCUACGAGCGAGUAAAGGACUGGCUUAAUGACAACCUGGUGGCACUUUGGAUCUUUGCUCUAUGCACAGCACUCACUCAGAUCCUGGGCCUGGUCUUCUCCAUGACGAUGUUCUGUCAGUCCGUGAAAGUAGAGACCUUCUACGCCUAGAAAUCGAUUCUGUGCUCUUCAGCGCACUUGGAUUCCCUCUCAUCAGAGAGGGACAAAUAUAGACCCAUCCUCCUCCCCAUCCUCCCCAUCCUCCUCCUCCUCCUCCUCUUCCUCCGCCCUCUACAGACUCUUCUUUCCAACGCUUGUCCCCUCUGUGACAUUCCCUCUCGGAUGUCACCAGUUCACGGUUUUUCUGCUAACUGUCAACAGGCACAGUGUCAGUGUGAUACCUGAGUUGGUUCCUAUGGUUUGCUGCGUAUCAAAAGCUAACUUCUGUGAUACAUUUUAUGAAACAGUAUUAUGAUUAUGUAUGAAAUAAGUGUAACCUUUUUUUUAAUAUAUAUAUAUAUAUAUAUGUGUGUGUGUGUGUGUGUGUUUUGUUUUAAAUUAUUUUAUGGUUUGUAUGUGUUUUCAAAAUGAGAGCUACAGUUGGGAAAGUGCACAGUGUGAAGUGCUUCAAGUGCAUGUCUCCUGCCAUGGUGUUUAUUAAAUGUUUCGGCUCGACUAAAACGCAUGCGUCAUCUUGUUGUUCCUCAGUCGGAAACGCUGAAGGGUUUCAUGUGAAAUCCUGCUGUAUUCACCCUGGAUGAUAAACAAGGGGGGCAGGGGAAGUUUGUCAGGACCCAGUGUGUGAAAUCAUUUAUGUGGUCCCUCUGCUGAGACACAGUGGAAUCAUUAAAAUAUCUUGUAGCACCUAACUAAUCAGGCCUUAAUUAGUCAUAUCUGAUGAAAUGAACUGUGUUGGGACUGUAAGCAUUAUGGCUUUUACGCUGAGUGGAUUUACAUGGGACAUGAGAAUUGCACCAGCUGCAAUAAAAAGAUUCUGUCAGAGGAAUUUAAAUGAACAAGUAGCUGGAUCCUUGAGACUGGCCUGGGGCGAUUUCCCCCCAAGCACCAAUCAGAGCUCCAAUGACAAAGACUCAUCUGCAGUCUUUGAAGCCUCCUCUGGCCCUUCUGCGACUCUUUAAGGUUUUUUUUUUUCUUACCUUAGGCCGUCAAGUAUAAUCCAGGCAAUAAGUACGCUAGAGACAAACUUUGAUUAAAUAGCCCCAUAGGAAAAAAUGCUUUAAGAGGUGUUUUCAGUUGCAGUUGAGGUCCUAGUAAGGCAGGUACAGGAACUCGUUUUGCAUUUGUUAGGAUUAUUCCUCCUUUGCUUCUUUAUUUCUGCCUUCAAACAGUCUGGACCUGAGAGACUAAAAGUCCCACAGCAAUCAAAUCUGUGGAAGCAUUUCAAAUCUCUCCCACCCCGAAGUCAGCCAAAGAAAUUACACAGAUUAAUCAGCAGGUGGAGCUACGACAGGGAACUUUAGGUAAUGGAGGAGGUUAGCCUUUGGGGAUUUCUGUCACGAGGUGCGUGUACAGCAAUAUAAAGGAGGUCAGCAUGGGACCGUGGGUGAGUGGGUUGU